CCGAGUCCGACAGACUGGGAUUGGAUCGAAUUUAUUUAUGACCCGACAAAGUCGGAUUGAAUUUCAAAAACAUCAAACCGACUACACUGGUAAACUGAAAAUAAAAAUUUAUCGAAUCAACACCACCGGUGUCAAUAGGGAAAUUAUUAACGCACCCAAAAAAAUAGGGAAAAAUCCCCAAUAGAAUAGGAAAAACCGUCCAUAGUAACUUUUCCCCAAAUACCUAGUUUUAUGGACCCAAUAGUAAAGUAGAAAUGCCCAAUAAUGCAAUUAACCAAAAAAGCUUAACUAAGUAUUGCCUGAUAUUCUAAUUCAUACUGGCAUGCAUAUACAAUAAUAUACAUACCAUCAAACUAUGAUGCAUAGCUAAGAUUGUAUGGUAAAACUCUUUUCACGUUGGUUGAUAUUGUCUUCACUUUAGUGAGUGUUGGCAGAGAAGGACAUUUCUUUACUCUCUGUUAUUUAACUCUUGGGAAUUGAUUAUGGCAUCAGCUUCCCAGACUGUGCGUUUCGACACAAGUGAUUCGGAAUCUGAUUUAGAAAAUCAACCGGAAGCUAAGCGGCGAAAAUUGAGCACUUGGGAAUGUUGGGAUACGUUUGAAAAUAUUACUGAGGCCAAGAAGUAUCUGAAGGAUCGCUCUGAGUGGGUAUAUAAAACCAAAUACGCCUCCAAUGACGGGGACAUAAUUGUUUACAACUGCCGCAUUUCGCCGACCUGUUCUUCAAAAUGCAGAAUAAUUCUGCCAAGUUCCACCCUCGAAGUUAGGAUAGAAAAGUCCGUCGCAGUUCAUGAUCAUGUGCAAAAGGAUAAAGGUUUAUCUGCCGAAGUAAAGGAGGAAAUCAUAAAGCUUCAUCAUUGUGGAACAACAAAACCAAAAGCUAUCAUCGGAGGAAUUGAAUCCAAAGGCAUAAAAACACCAACAAAAGGUCAACUUGACAACUUUCUAAAAUAUUGGCGUAAACAGCAAGCUCCUCAAAUUGUCUCUCUUGGCGCAUUGGAGUCUGAGUGUCUACAACUUAAGGAAGACCAGCAAGAUGUGGAUAAAGCAUUUGUCCUGAAUAAGGAUAUAGAUUAUGAGACAAAAACUUUUCGAAUAUAUAUUACUACUCGGAGACUUCUUCAGAUUGCCGAAUUAUCAACAGCGGUGCAUUCUGACGCCACGUAUAAACUCUGCUGGCAAGGUUACCCAGUAAUUCUGACUGGAGUUUCAGACCAGGACCGAACAUUCCAUCCAACUGGAAUGGCUGUGACCUCGGCAGAAACCUCGGCUGACUUCAAGUUUAUAUUCGAAAGCUUAAAAAUGGGAACGUCCGAGAAAUACAAGCCAACUAUCUUAAUAGCAGAUGCUGCAGAAUCCAUAACAAAUGGAUUUAAGGAAGUUUUUGGUUGUGAUAUUACUCGUAUUUACUGUUGGUUUCACCUAUGCAAAAAUAUCGAUGCCCGACAAUCCACUAUUAAAAACAAAGAGUUAUGGAGAAAGUUGAGAGGAGAUGUGAACGAACUUCAGCUAGCAAGAAGCCCGGAAGAUUUCCUAGCUGCUAAGGAGUUGUUUUUAAAAAAAUACAGAACAGAAGCCGAUUUAACGCAAUUCAUGGCAUACUUCAAACAAGAACAUCUUGACACCCGCGAUGGAUGGUAUGAGGGGCAUUGCAUGGGAUUUCCAAGUACCAAUAAUGGGAUUGAAGGUACAAAUGCAUGGAUAAAACGACAGGGUACCUUCAGGGAGCGACUUUCAAUUGGCCAGUUACUUCAAUACAUGACAAAUCAAACGGAAAUUUGGUCAAAGGAGCGAAUACCUGGGAUACGUGACGCAAAAUUAUUUCACGAAGAACCUUCUUUAUCGCUUGCAUUGCAAACAUCUGCAUUCAACUGGGUACAAAAUAAACCGGAUAUUAAAUAUCAUACUUGUGAUGACAAUAUUACUACCUACUUUAUCUCUGCUGCAAAUCAGCCAAAACUUAAAGAGGAUGAUAUAAAUAAAUAUUUACGGUUAAGAGAACGUCGAAGUUGGAAGACUUUUGACACGUAUAAAAUGUGCUUAAAUAGACUUUGGUUAGUUAAAUUUAAUGCAAGUCGAUGGAUUAAAUCCUCGUGCUCUUGUCCUGUAUUCUUAAAAAUGUAUGUUUGUAAACACGUAUUGGGUAUUGCAAUUGUAAACAAACAGUAUGAAGUGUGUCCAGAAGCUAAAACGGUCCCUAUUGGCACUCGUCGCUGCCCUGGACGCCCAUCAAAAGCCAGGAAGGCAUUAAUUACAAUGUAAAAAUUCGUUGUUGACAAAAGGAUCAGAAAUAAAAAUAUAUUUCAUGUUUGUAAUUUAAAGUUUUUACAUGUACCUACAUUAUUGGGCAUUUCUACUUUACUAUUGGGUCCUUAAAA
This is a messenger RNA of Folsomia candida, 2377 nucleotides long. RefSeq lists its product as uncharacterized. The record is from RefSeq and is a predicted model, not a curated record. Lineage: Eukaryota; Metazoa; Arthropoda; Collembola; Entomobryomorpha; Isotomidae. The transcript has 2 exons. The coding region runs from base 483 to 2261 and encodes 592 amino acids. Gene Ontology annotation, molecular function: zinc ion binding.